AAGAAAUUAAAACUUUAUUAAAAUUAAGAUCUAUCAAUUUUGCUGGAGCUGCAUUGUCACCUCAAAUAGGUGAACGACUUGUUAAAUCCGGCGCCAAUAUUCAAUCUGUUUAUGGUUCGACUGAAACAGGUGUCAUUAUGGAUACACGUAUAGUUAAUAAAUCUUUUUUACCUAAUAUUCCAUGGAACGCAAUGAAAUUGGCAAUACCAGAAAGUUAUGUAAAAUGGAUAGAAAAGAAUGAUUUUAUCGAUGGCGCGAAAGAAUUAAUUAUAAAAAAAGAAGCACCAAUCCUUUCAAAUAUUAAAGGAAAUACUGAAGAUGGUGAUUAUAAAGUAGGGGAUCUCCUUCUUGAAACUCCAAAAGGUUCCGGUUUUUAUAUUUUACUUGGUCGAGUUGAUGAUACAAUUGUUCAUAGUACUGGGGAAAAGACAAAUCCAAUUCCGAUCGAAGAAACAAUACGUCUUAAUCAAUUUGUUAAACAAGUAGUAGUCGUUGGAUUUAAUAGACCAUUCAAUUGUCUUUUGAUAGAACUCGAUUAUGAAAAUAUCAAAAUGACUCCUUUCUUAGAUGUUACCAAAAAUAUCUUUGAUUCAAUACAUCAAGCUAAUAAUGAUUGUCCAUCACAUUCACGAAUCUUUGAUGAAAUGGUUUAUAUCUUACCUCUUGAAGGAAAAAUUAUACCCCGAACCCUUAAAAAUAAUGUUCAACGUAAAAAAGUUGAAACAGAAUUUAAAGAAGAAAUUGAAAUGCUUUACGAUAAUUUUGUAAAUGCAAAACUCGUCUCAAAUAAUAAAUCUUCUUCAAAUAAUGGAUGGAAUGAAGAUUCUAUAAAAUCCAUUAUAUUAGAUUCCCUUAAAUUAGCCAUUGGAGAUUCAUUUUCACUAACUGAAGAUGGUGAAACCUCAUUCUUUGCUAUUGGUCUAGAUUCUUUAUCUGCAACUAAAUUACGAGCUAUUCUUCAAAAACAAUUUCCA
Messenger RNA from Dentiscutata heterogama, 974 nucleotides. NCBI's taxonomy places the organism in Eukaryota, Fungi, Glomeromycota, Glomeromycetes, Diversisporales, Gigasporaceae. The record is from the annotation of a GenBank genome assembly.